Molecule: messenger RNA, 1219 nt
Organism: Daldinia caldariorum
Lineage: Eukaryota; Fungi; Ascomycota; Sordariomycetes; Xylariales; Hypoxylaceae
Exons: 1
Coding region: 517-1080 (187 amino acids)
Source: RefSeq, a predicted model, not a curated record
UCACCACUACCAACUACGUCCCUUUUCAAUAACAACACGUAUCUAGCACUUUAUUACCUAGGUAGGUAGAUAUCCACCUCUUAACUACUUAUUAAUCAUGACUGGUCCUGGAAUUUCCUCGUUUUCUUCGGAACGCGAAGUCAUCAAUGUAAAGCUGGCAAAGGCUGCAUCUAUUCCGUUCCUCAGCGAUGAAUUGAUGCACGGAUCUCCGGAUUGUUCUGCCAAGGCGUUUAAGCGACCACGACUUCGAAAAUGUCCUUUCAAUAUAGAAGAUAUUGACUGGACCCGUUCACGUCAAAUCUCCGGCGGGCUCGACGGAUACGUGUGGAAAAUUCGGUUUUCCGGAAAUAUGCGUGCUUAUGCCAUGAAAAUUGUAAGCAGCAGCCUGGUUUUUAAUCAUCCCUAAGAUAGUAGAACGUGACAUAGUUCUUUGACCCGACAGCACCUCUUGAUUACUAUGGCAAGAUCAGGCACUAUGCCUUUCAACGUGAAUGCCAGAAUGCCGCUUUAUUCCAGAUGAUGGCAAUCGCAAUAAAAGAAGCAACAGAGGGUAUCACACCGCCAAUCCUGGACCACCCUUACCCAGAGACCAAGGAUGUUGCACAGCGUAAUCUCUUUAGUUUUUCCCUCGAAGGCCGGCAGGCUGGGUUAUCUAGUUGGACUGAUGCCGGCCUACACUUUGAACCCAUGUCUGUAACAUCGAUGCCGCGCAUGAGGGAAUGUUUUGGCUGGGCAAAAGUCAAUGGCAAUUCGAUCCUCGGAGGCUGGCCAAGACAUGUGUUCCCGUUGCCUGUCAAAAUUGAAAAGGUCAAGCGAGAAUUCGAGUUCGACAUAGAAUAUAGUGCGAUUGUCUACGAAUGGAUUGAUGGAAAGGGCAAUGACCCGGCCACAGUUGAAGAUGUCGAUGCAUUUCUCUGGUGUGCUGGUUUUAGCUUUCAGGGGGGCUCUCAUGAACAGAACUGGAAGGGCUCGGUGUUGAUCGAUCUUGGAGAUAUUGUCUUUGCCCACGGUUAUGGGUGGGAUAAAAAUGCAUUUAGGGCUAGGACCGCCGCCGAGAUUCUUCUAGAGCAGGGAAGGUAAUCUAACGGGGUGGGCUAUAAUACUUUGAGAUGAAUAAGUGAUUUUUGUGAAGUUAUAAUAGGUAUACGUAUAAGAGAUACCUAAGUACCUAGGUACAUAGAGUAGAGGUAUGGAAGCUUCUAAAAAUACCUAUAUGUAC